Thalassophryne amazonica is the source of this 5057-nucleotide messenger RNA. It is a transcript of the gene cpvl, whose product is annotated as carboxypeptidase vitellogenic like. The coding region runs from base 55 to 1506 and encodes 483 amino acids. Gene Ontology annotation, molecular function: serine-type carboxypeptidase activity. Gene Ontology annotation, biological process: proteolysis. The transcript is spliced from 13 exons. The record is from RefSeq and is a predicted model, not a curated record. Lineage: Eukaryota; Metazoa; Chordata; Actinopteri; Batrachoidiformes; Batrachoididae.
CCUCGGAGCGAUCAUGUGAUAUCUGUGAGCGUGUGUGUUGUCGGUGGGAACGAAAUGAAUGUGGGAGCGAUCGUUGGAGCUCCGGCUUUCCUGCUGCUAUGGAUUUGUCUGGACUGUGUCUGUGCCCACGCACGAAGCUGCUCGUGGUUUUUCUGCGCGAAAUCUCGCCGUGUGAGCCGCUUCACGGGGGGUGUGGACCCCGGCUCACCUCUGUUCCUUACCCCUUACCUGGAGAGAGGGGAGAUCGAUCAAGCCAGAAAACUGAGUUUGGUAGGAGAUCUGCCUGGAACCAACGUUAAGAGCCAUGCUGGGUAUCUCACCGUCAACCAGAAAUACAACAGCAACCUCUUCUUUUGGUUCUUUCCUGCACUCAUGCCUGCUGGUGACCAGGCUCCGGUCUUGCUGUGGCUGCAGGGUGGACCUGGUGGCACCUCCAUGUUCGGCCUCUUUGUGGAACACGGGCCCUACGUGGUCUACAAAAACAUGACUGUGGGCAUGAGGGAUUAUGCCUGGACUAAAAGAUAUUCCAUUUUGUAUAUCGACAAUCCUGUCGGAACGGGAUUUAGCUUCACUGACGACGACAGAGGUUACGCUGAAAACCAGGAUGACGUGGGCAGAGAUCUGUACAGUGCUUUAGUCCAGUUCUUCCAGAUCUUUUCUGAGUAUCAGCCCAAUGAGUUUUAUGCAACUGGAGAGUCAUAUGCUGGCAAGUAUGUUCCAGCCAUUUCUUAUUACAUCCAUAAAAACAACCCCACUGCCAAAGUGAAAAUCAACCUGAAGGGUAUGGCCAUCGGCGAUGGGCUCUGUGAUCCAGAAGGGAUGCUGGGUGGUUAUGGAGACUUCCUGUACCAAACGGCUUUGAUAGAUGAGCUCCAAAGAGAGUACGUCAUGCAGCAGACAGACAUCAGCGUGCAGCUUAUCCAGCAGCAGAAGUGGGUUGAAGCUUUUAAGGUUUUUGACAGCUUGCUGAAUGGUGAUUUAACUGAAGAGCCAUCUUUCUUCCAAAAUGCAACAGGCUGCUCCAACUAUUUCAACUACUUGUCAUGUGAGGAGCCUGAAGACCAGGAGUACUUCUCCCAGUUUGUGACUCUGCCUCAAGUACGACACGCCAUCCACGUAGGGAACCAGACAUUCCACGAUGGCUCACAGGUGGAGAAACAUCUCAUGCAGGAUGUCAUGAAGACCAUCAAACCGUGGUUGGGGGUGCUGAUGGACAACUACAGGGUUUUAAUGUACAGUGGACAGCUGGAUGUAAUUGUUGCCGCCCCACUGACCGAGAGGUUCCUGCUCACUGUCAACUGGACCGGCGCUGCUGAUUACAAAACAGCUUCUCGUUUCUACUGGAAGCUUCAGCCCACCGACACUGAGGUUGCAGGUUAUGUCAGACAGGUGAACCAGUUUUACCAGGUCAUCAUCCGAGGAGGGGGGCACAUUCUGCCUUACGAUCAACCAGCCAGAUCCUUCGACAUGAUUGACAGAUUCCUUUCGACGUGCGGGUGGAUUUGACACAUUUUUAGCACGAAAACACAGAGCGUUAGUGAAAGUUAAUUUUAAAGGGUUCAUUCUCAAUCAUGAUCUUUAUCGUUCUCGAUGCUUUUUAAAGAUUUGUUUAGCGCAGCUCAUUUAAAAUGGUAUUUGUAAAUGUAAAGCAGAAAGUUUUAGCAGACAGUGAUUGGUUUAAAUAUUUUGUUUUUAGAGACAUUGAGUGUUUUGGGUUGUUUUUGAUUUGUGAGAACAUUUGUAUUGCAGUUAGCAUGUAUCUUCAGAUCACAUGACAAAGAAAAAACAGAAACUGGUGGUGACUAAUACAUUUUGCUGACAUCCAGGGCUUUAAACCAGAAAUUUUGUUCUUCAGUUGAUUCGUUUCCAGCAGAAUCACUAUUUUAAUGUUUGCAGUUUAAGUUUCCACCUUAAAAUUAUAGCAUGGUAAAGACGGGCCGGAGGUUUGAUAUUCGCCGGACCAUCUGGUCACUUUACCAUGCUUAAAUAAUUGUUCCUAAACUGAAUUAGAACAAACUCAUUUCUCACUCCCAAACUGUCACAUUUGACCCAAAAGGUUUGUUUAUACAGAACGUCAAUGUGCGAUGAGUUGUGUGACUUCUUUUGCAUAGCUCAGAGAAAUGCUAACCCUAAUCAUAUAACCACAACCCAAACAUACAUUAGAUGAAUGUUCCUUGAUGAUGUGGAAGUCAAGCAGAUAGCUCUAUUAUCAGAUGAGAAACGACGCUCCUGAAAAAUGAAACAUAACAAAACAAAAAAUGCAUUUCACCGUGCAUCAUGUAGUGACACAAGGGACACUGCAAGCAUCAAAUGUGACGAGUUGGAAGCGUGAAUGUGUAGUUGGAACCAAGAAAUGCCUAACAUUAUGUAUCUUUUGGAGAUUAUAAAAAUGUGCGUUGAUUUUGGCAGUAUUUAGCUCUAUAGUCCAUCACGAAAGGCACAUUUAACAAGCUAAGCUAUGCUGGGCACAUUGUUUAGCCUAACUGGAGUUAGCUAUCUAUUUCAAACGUUACUUCUCUUCAAACAAUAAUGAAAUUCAUGUCCAAGACCAACAUAGCACAAUAUUUAUGUCAGACUUUAUAAGAAUGUCAGCCGAUGUGGACUACACCAUGGACCAUACUGUAUCUAUCGCUAAUGCUGCAGUUAACAAGCUAGGCUAUGCUAGGCUCAUUGUUUAGCCUAAGUGGAGCUAGCUUCCUAUUUCCAAUGUUAGUUCUCUUUGCAUAUUAGGCUGUCCAUCAAACACUGAUGGCUUUGAUGUCUGUAAGCAACAUUUAAGUUUUUGCCUCCUCUGGUUGGCCAACAGCUGCAUUUUACUUUAAUCGCCAACCACUGGUAAAUUUCUCUCCGUCAUUCAAAGACAUGUACGAUGUUCAGAUGAAGACAGGAUGCAAAGUAAGCGCCAAGUUUUUGCAAACAGAAAAUAUUUUAAUUUGUAAUAACAUAAUGUUACUGACCAAAAGAUUUUAUACUGGAAGAUGGUUUUCAUUUUUGUUUCUUGCUUCCAACAUUUUCUUUUCUAAAUACAGUAACAAUACAGACAUUAUGCUUUUGAAACAGCUUUAAUGUGUACAACCUUUUGUUGUGUUGUUCUGACAUUUCCACCAGGGGUCACUGCAGGCUAAAGAAAUUAUAUUUCUUGCCAACAACCUCAAACACAGCUCACUCCAAAUAUCACAAAGUACUGGCAUUGUUCUGUGCAUUUUAAUUUGGUUUAAUUGCAUCUGUAAUAGUCUUAUGUAACGAUUUAAUAUGUGUAAUUAAAGUACAGAAGCCACUCUACACAUUGUAGCAGUUUAACGUUUGUUUGCCAGAAUGUUAAUGUCGUUGUUGUGGCUGAGGUUUAACUGCCACAAAGCUGCAGUGUUUUGGCAUUUUGACAAAGUUACACAAAGAUGUUUGUGUACUAUUGUUAACAGCCACGUUAUUUCAUUGGCUAACCAUCAAGCUGUCUAGACAGAUCAAUAUUUAAUGAGUAUUCUAAACCAUUACAGCGUAUCACCAUUUCACAAGCAGUUAUGUUUCAAGGACAAGCAAUGGGAAAUGGUGUGUGAUAUUUGAUUUAAACUGUGUUUGCUGACCAUAAUUCUGAAAUUUAUUCAUGAUUUGGCUCAUUUUUGUGCAACUUGGUAAUUAAGAAAUGUAAAUAUCUUUGGUGUCAUCAGAUUUCAGUCAGAAAUGGAGAAACGUGUCACAUCGUAGUUAUAUUUUUCAGAACAAGUGCUUUAUUUUCAUAUCGUAAUGUAACUGCAGCGAUACUUUAACAUCUGUACAAAUGCCAAACAAACAAGUAAACAAACAAAGAUACUGUCAUUAGACAAUGUACAAAGUUAUGCAGGCAACAAUGGAUUUGAUUCAUUACUUAUGAACAAUGCAUGAAGCGCUGAAAUGAGCCUUGAUGUACAACAAAAAGCAACAAGUGCGAUGCAAACAUUAUGUACAGACAUGUACCACACAUUUGCUCCCUUCAAAAAGAAAGGUGGUUGUACUACAUGUACAGGAUUACAGAAAUUAGUGACAUUAUGUACAAUAUUUAUAGUUUUAAAAUAAUACAAUUAUACUAUUGACAAGUAGGAAUUGUUCCCCCUUUUUUUUUGUUUUUGCACAAAUCCACACGGACACACUCCACUUAUGUCUUUUUUUUGUUUUCCCGUACAGAGACAAGUAUGUCUGUGAAAGCACAACGUGGAUCCAAUUUAAAAAAUGAAAGUUAAAAUAAAUCCAAUAAUUCCAGUUGACACUGAGGUCGUUGCUAUAUGUUCACAUGCAAGAGCGUAUUUUGAACUGAUCCAAUGAUCUAGGCAAGGUUUUUAAAAAAGCAAAAGAAAGGCAGGCUUGGAGUGAUUUUUCUUUCUUUUUUUUUUUCCUUAUUCUUUUUUUUUUGUCAGGUUGCUACAACAAAGCCCUUUUAAAGAGAAUUUUUCUCAUUAUUUUACAUAAUGCACAUACAGACGUAACAGAUUAGACACAAAGGGCCCUAUCUUGCACCCAGAGAAAACCAACGCACAGCCAAGCAUAAACGUUAUUGGUAAUUUCCAAUUUACAUAGUUCACUUCCAGGACCCACCAUUUAUAUAGCAACUGACUCUUAAAAAAAGGUCGCCAGGCGCAGGACUGGUGUAUUUCUAUUGGGAAGCACUAAAAAGUGAUUGCACUGUAGAUCAACAUAGUCAAGUCAGGUCUGGGAGCAUGUGCUGGUGCGGCUUUUUGUGGCAUACACCACACCAUAGAACUGCCUUGAGUCUUUGAUGGCAACCAACUAGGCAGACAAAUGGUCCAUCCCCACCUCUCAAAGGUAGCCAUCUAUCUGCCGCAGCCUUAGCCAUCUCCAGCCACUGUGGUCUUCAACACUGAGGCACAUGCAUGCUAGAUCAUACCCAGAGAAAUGCACCACAUGAUCAAAAUGUCAUAGCUGCCAUUUCCUCACAUUGCAAGUGAUGCUCCUCUCUUAAUCUCCUCUAAACAACUGUUUGUUUGACAGAAAGUCAUAACAGUAGUACCCUAGGAUCCUCUGCAGAGGACCGAGUAGCCAAAAACAUAUAGCCAUCACUUUAGGAC